AUGCAGACUGUUCUUUCUGUUCCGUUUGGGCCUCAGGUUGUAACGUCUCUUCCGCUGGUUCGGGAGAAGUACGUGGCUCUGCUGCCUGCGCUUCUCGUUUCUCUGUCUGCGUCUGCGGGCAUGCCGACUGCGGAUUUCCUUCUCCGGCAAAGCGCCCUCGCGGCCGCGCUUCAGUCGCCGCGCUACCGACUCCAGCACGCGCGGCGUAGGGCCGCGGUGUUGAAGAAAGUUGCGCGCGCGGAGCGAGGCAACGGAGACGCCCUCGAAGAGACAGAUGAAGUGCACGCCUUGGAGCACAAGAUCGCCGAUACAGACGCCGCAAAAUGUCUGGCGUAUCUGGAGACGGACAGCGUGACGCCUCAGCUGUAUCGACACCUGGUGGGAACGCUUCAUCCGGAAUUCGCGUCCUCGCACCAGCAAGAUGCAGAAGAGUUUUUCUCUCUUCUCCUUCAGUGGCUGGAGGACCGAGACCGCGAGGCGGCGACGCGCGUCGAGGAGGCCCGAGAGCAGCUGCGGGCCGCGCAGAGCGGCGCGGCGGAGACAGUUGUUGCUACAGACUUCACAGAGCACGACGUUGCAUGCGCAGAAAAUGCGCUGAAAAGAGCCAAGAUUGAGCAACUCUUCACCUUCGCCGUCGAGCAGCGCAUCGAAUGUGCAGAGACGAAGCAAGUGCGGUACUCGUACACUCGGCAGCAAAUUCUCCCCCUUCCGGUCCCUUUGGAUCCGGAGAUUCAACAGCGCUUCGAGCGCGAACAGCGCGAACACGAAGAGGCGGAACGCCGGUCGAAAAAGCGACAGAAAAAGAAAGAAGGUCCAGGGAUCGACAAGGAACUGGAAGACCGUUCUUCGCCAGAGUCCACAACCACUGUCAGCAGUGAAAAUGGGGCGGGGAGUUCUUCGCCUGGAGGCGCGGAAGCGUCGUGCCCGCCUCCUCCGGAGCAACUUCCUUCCUUUACGCUCUCCGAGUGUCUAGACAGCUUUCUGUCUUCCACGCUUUUAAAGGAUUUCUACUCGUCAGCGACAGGGAAAAAAGGCGAGGCCUCCAAGCAACUGCGGCUAGCCUCGUUUCCGCCGUACUUGAUCGUUCAACUGAAGCGCUUCUUUGCAGAUCAAAACUGGCAAGCUAAGAAGCUCUACUGCCCCGUCUUGGUUCCCGAAGAAUUGAGCAUCGCCGAGGCACGAGGUUCCGGUCUCAGAGAGGGCGAAGUGGUGAUGCCCGAGGAGUCGAGUCGGCGACCGUCUGCAGGCGAAGCUGCCGGCGCUGUCACUGCGUUUGACGAGGAACUCCUCACCACGCUGCAGUCCAUGGGAUUUUCGGAAAAUGCGUGCAAGCGAGCUUGCCUGGCCGUUCAGGGCGGCAGUCCAGAUGCAUGCGUGGACUGGUUGAUGGCGCACAUGGACGACGCGGACGUGAACGAUCCGUUGCGCUCUGAGUCGCCGUCUUCGUCUGGGACUGACGAAGCUGUCGCGAUGAUUUCGUCCAUGGGCUUCACGGCCGACCAGGCGAAGGCGGGGCUGUUGGCUGUCGGACCUGGCGGCGACGUGUGCUCGCGAGCAGCAGACUGGCUGCUGAAUCACAUGGACGACUUGGACGCAGCCGUCUCGUCCGUGCUGGCCGAGACAGAGAAGACGCAGCGGGAAGCAGAGAUGGAAGACGUGUCGGCGCUCACGCCGCUUGAGAAGGCUCGGCGGGGUUUGGACGACAACCCGAGUGGCCUAUACAAACUCCACGGCUUUAUCACACACAUGGGGAAGAACGCCAACUCGGGGCACUACGUGUGUCACGUCAAGAGGGCGGGGAAACUCGUUCUUUUCAACGACGAAAAGGUCGCCGAAGCGGUGGAGCCGCCCAUCGACCUUGGAUACAUCUACGUCUUCCGACGUUCAGAUAUCCCUGAUGAGCCUUGA
This is a messenger RNA of Neospora caninum, 1908 nucleotides long. Its product is annotated as Ubiquitin carboxyl-terminal hydrolase, related. The transcript has 6 exons. Bases 1 to 1908 code for a protein of 635 amino acids. The record is from RefSeq and is a predicted model, not a curated record. Gene Ontology annotation, cellular component: cytosol; nucleus. NCBI's taxonomy places the organism in Eukaryota, Apicomplexa, Conoidasida, Eucoccidiorida, Sarcocystidae. Gene Ontology annotation, biological process: protein deubiquitination. Gene Ontology annotation, molecular function: protein binding; cysteine-type endopeptidase activity; cysteine-type deubiquitinase activity.